UCCGGCAGCGAUGUUUCCUUCCCAAACAAAGGGCUCAGAAAGAGAAGAUCAUCGCCACACUGCACCACCUGUCUCUUCCAUACAAGGCUCCGCUGUCUAUAAAUAUCGCCCGGCUCCGGCGCUCCUUCUGCUCUCUCGACCGAUCCAGUAGCUCAUACUUUUCCCGUGAAACACAAAGCAUAAGGUGCUCGAUCGCCGCGCCUGGAUGCGUCUCCUCUACCAUUAGCUCGAUCAAGCCUAGCUAGCUAGCGCGCAGCCAUGAUCCCGGCCGUCCCGGCGACCGUGGACGGCGGCGUCCACGACGGCGCCCAGAGCGCGAACGCGCCGCUGCUUCCGGAGACCAGCCUUAAGGGUCAGCGUCCUCCGGCACGGCAGAAGCGGCCGUCGACCGUUCUCCCGGCCAUCGCGUGGACCGUGCUCCUUCUCGCGCUCGCCGGGCUCGUCGUCUACCGACAAGGGCAUGGCGGCGGCCAGGCCGCCGCGCCGGGAGACCAGGUCGCGGCAGCGGGCCGCGUCGUGGAGGUGGCUGCCUCCCGCGGCGUCGUGCAGGGCGUGUCGGAGAAGUCCACCGCCCCGGCGCUCCUCGGCGGCGGCGCCUACGACUGGACCAACGCGAUGCUAGCGUGGCAGCGCACGGCGUUCCAUUUCCAGCCCCAGAAGAAUUGGAUGAACGAUCCCAACGGUCCACUGUAUUACAAGGGAUGGUAUCACCUCUUCUACCAGUGGAACCCGGACGGGGCGGUGUGGGGGAACAUCACGUGGGGCCACGCCGUGUCGCGCGACCUCGUCCACUGGCUCCACCUGCCGCUGGCCAUGGUGCCCGACCACUGGUACGACAUCAACGGCGUCUGGACCGGCUCGGCGACGCAGCUCCCGGACGGCCGGAUCAUGAUGCUCUACACCGGGUCCACGGAGGACGGCGUGCAGGUGCAGCUCCUGGCCGAGCCGGCGGACCCGUCGGACCCGCUGCUGCGCCGCUGGGCCAAGUCGGAGGCGAACCCGGUCCUGGUGCCGCCGCCGGGCGUCGGGCUCACGGACUUCCGCGACCCGACGACGGCGUGGCUCAACCCCGCCGACAAGGCCUGGCGGAUCGCCAUCGGGUCCAAGAACCAGGAGCACGCCGGGCUGGCGCUGGUGUACAGUACGGAGGACUUCGUGCACUACGACCUGCUGCCCACGCUGCUGCACGUCGUGCAGGGCACCGGGAUGUGGGAGUGCGUGGACUUCUACCCGGUGUCCGCCGAGCUGGCCGCCGGCGUGGGGCUCGACACCUCCGCCGCGCCGGGGCCCGGCGUGAAGCACGUGCUCAAGGCCAGCCUCGACUACGACCGGAACGACUACUACGCGAUCGGCACCUACGACCCCGCGACCGACCGGUGGGCGCCGGACGACGCGGCGAUCGACGUCGGGAUCGGGCUCCGGUACGACUACGGCAAGUUCUACGCGUCCAAGACGUUCUACGACCCCGUGGGGCGGCGGCGCGUGCUGUGGGGGUGGAUCGGCGAGUCCGACAGCGAGCGCGCCGACGUCCUCAAGGGCUGGGCGUCCCUCCAGUCGAUCCCGAGGACGGUUCUCAUGGACACCAAGACGGGCAGCAACCUGCUCCAGUGGCCGGUGGUGGAGGUGGAGAACCUCCGAAUGCGCGGCAAGCGCUUCGACGGCCUCGACCUGCAGCCCGGCUCCGUCGUGCCCUUGGACGUCGGCAGAGCAACACAGUUGGACAUCGAGGCGGUCUUCCAGGUGCAGGCGGGCGCGGCGGCUGCCGGGAGCGUGGCGGCGGGGGCGGAGGCGCCGUACAACUGCAGCGCGAGCGCCGGCGCGGCGGGGCGGGGCUUGCUCGGCCCGUUCGGGCUGCUCGUGGUGGCCGACGACAGCCUGUCGGAGCAAACCGCCGUCUACUUCUACCUGGUCAGGGGCGCGGACGGGAAGCUCAGCACGCACUUCUGCCAAGACGCCUUCAGGUCAUCGAGGGCGAACGAUCUCGUCAAGGCCGUUUACGGUAGCUCCGUCCCUGUACUCACCGGAGAAGAUCUGUCAGUGAGAAUACUGGUUGAUCAUUCCAUCGUGGAGAGCUUUGCGCAGGGCGGGAGGACAUGCAUCACAUCGCGCGUGUACCCUACGAAGGCCAUCUACGACUCUGCCAGAGUUUUCCUCUUCAACAACGCUACGAAUGUUAACGUCACCGCAAAAUCGAUCAAGAUCUGGGAGCUGAAUUCAGCCUACAUCCGUCCAUAUCCAGACUCAUCAUAAGUAGGCCGGCAACCAAUGUUUGCCUCAAUAGUUUGAUUGUAUACAGUGUAGGGUAGCAGUUCUUUUGUUUUUUCUUUACUUUCUUCAUUUGUGAAUAUAUAUCAUAACGGGCAGUGAGGCUAUUGGUGGACAACAAAUGUAUUAUUUGCUACAAAAUAAGUGCUUUUCUGUGCCUAAA
Molecule: messenger RNA, 2428 nt
Organism: Aegilops tauschii subsp. strangulata
Lineage: Eukaryota; Viridiplantae; Streptophyta; Magnoliopsida; Poales; Poaceae
Product: beta-fructofuranosidase 1
Biological process (GO): carbohydrate metabolic process
Molecular function (GO): beta-fructofuranosidase activity
Source: RefSeq, a predicted model, not a curated record